AUGACUGGAUUGACGAGUUCGAAAAUGCAUUUGGUUAAAUACUUUCACUUUCAUAUAAAAGGACAUCGGUUAGUUACGAAAAUUAUCAAUUCGAAAAGUAACUUCGAUAGUAACAGUUUAUCCACAAUCUUAAAGCGAUUCCUCGUUAAAUUGACCAAGUUUAAUCAACUAAUCAUGAUGUUCAAGACUGUCUUGGUUGUAUCCAUUUUCAUCUUCACCAUUGGUUCAGUUAUCGGACAAAAAGGCGGUUACAAAUCAGAUCGAUUCAUCCAACAGCAACAAUAUCCUUAUUAUCCAACUAAACAAUCACCUUACAUUUCACAAUCGCCAAUGGGUCAGUAUCGUUAUCCUUAUGCUCCACCAUUGAGUCCAAUUGAACAACGAAGAGCUCAAAUUUUAUUGAGAAACAUGGGAGGCUACGAUGACGAUUCCCGAUACAAUUCACAAUAUACUCUCGACAAUUACGAAAGUUAUCCAUAUUAUGGAUAAACGUAACAUCCCAAUCACAAUUAGAAAUAUGAUUUAGAUAUGAAAAUAAAUAAAAAAAGACCAAUAUUCAACUCGCUAAGUCCAGACACGAAUCAAUGAUAAUUGUCGAUUCCAUUUGAUGGUCCCAAUAAGUGUUACUGCCUCUUUUUCUUGUCCCAUUUUGUUGCCGUUCAAUUUUGUACUUCC
Molecule: messenger RNA, 675 nt
Organism: Panonychus citri (citrus red mite)
Lineage: Eukaryota; Metazoa; Arthropoda; Arachnida; Trombidiformes; Tetranychidae
Exons: 4
Coding region: 1-489 (162 amino acids)
Source: RefSeq, a predicted model, not a curated record